Molecule: messenger RNA, 4514 nt
Organism: Mobula hypostoma (lesser devil ray)
Lineage: Eukaryota; Metazoa; Chordata; Chondrichthyes; Myliobatiformes; Myliobatidae
Product: pyruvate dehydrogenase [acetyl-transferring]-phosphatase 1, mitochondrial-like
Exons: 2
Coding region: 227-1852 (541 amino acids)
Biological process (GO): protein dephosphorylation
Cellular component (GO): mitochondrion
Molecular function (GO): [pyruvate dehydrogenase (acetyl-transferring)]-phosphatase activity
Source: RefSeq, a predicted model, not a curated record
CGACGCCUCAUGUCAUUCCAGCCCGGCCCCCGUAGCAACCAAUCAGAACGCGGCAGAAGGGCUGGUGUCAAUGUCAAACGGUCGCGAGGAGCUCUGGGUGGAAGUCAGGUACUUCAGUUCGCGGGACCUCCCCCGGGACCGAGGACGAAGGACGAGGGUCAGCGCCAGCGCCGCCCAGGAAAUGCUGGAAGGUCUAUCUUCUUGUGUUCCAACAUAACCUGAUGAAAUGUUGGUGACAAUGCAAGUAGUGUAUUCAGCACUUCGAAAUGGAGAGAGACGUAUGGUCUGUGCCACAGUUCGCCACCGCUGUAGCUUUGAAAACUGCCUGUCUACUAAAGCUGAUCAACACACAACAGGCAGAUACUUCAUAAAGACUUUACCAACUCCCUUACUUGGAUCACACAGGCCAGUAGUGUUAUUUGGUCAUCUCCAUCUGAGGAAUUACAGGACCACAGUUGUUCAGCCUUACAGCCUUACCCCUCCUCAGGUUAACAGCAUCUUGAAGGCAAAUGAAUUCAGUUUUAAAGUACCGGAAUUUGAUGGGAAAAAUGUUAGUUCUGUUCUAGGGUUUGACACUAACCAGUUACCAUCCAAUUCUCCAGUUGAAGAUCGAAGAUGUGCUGCUACAUGUUUGCAGACUCGGGGAAUGCUGUUGGGCGUUGUUGAUGGUCAUGCAGGCUGUGCUUGUGCACAGGGAGUCAGCGAGCGACUCUUCUACUAUAUUGCUGUUUCUUUGUUAAGUCAUGAGACCUUGUUGGAAAUAGAGAAUGCAGUGGAUAAUGGCCGCGUUGUACUGCCACUUUUACAAUGGCACAAACAUCCUAAUGAUUACUUCAGUAAAGAGGCUUCAAAAAUGUACUUUGAAAGCUUAAGAACCUAUUGGCAAGAGUUAAUUGAUCUCCAUACAGAGGAGACAGCUGACACCAUGGAAGCACUGAUAAAUUCGUUCAAAAGGCUGGAUAAUGAUAUUUCAUUAGAAGCUCAAGUGCGUAGUGAUAACUCGCAUCUCAAUUAUUGGCAGUUACAAGUGGCAUUUUCUGGCGCCACUGCUUGUGUUGCACAUAUAGAUGGUGUAGAUUUGCAUAUUGCUAAUACUGGUGACAGCAGAGCAGUGCUUGGUGUUCAAGAAGAAGAUGGAACCUGGUCUGCAGUCACACUGUCCAAUGACCAUAAUGCACAGAAUAAAAGUGAGGUUGAAAGAGUUAAAUCUGAACACCCAAAAUCUGAAGCAAAAACUGUUGUUAAACAGGAACGUUUACUUGGUUUGCUAAUGCCAUUUAGAGCUUUUGGUGACGUUAAGUUCAAAUGGAGCAUUGAGCUGCAAAAGCGAGUACUUGAGUCUGGUCCAGAGCUAUUACAUGAAAACGAAUGUACAAAAUUUAUUCCGCCCAAUUAUUACACUCCCCCAUAUCUAACAGCUCAGCCUGAAGUCACUUACCAUAAAUUAAGGCCUCAGGAUAAGUUCCUUGUGUUAGCCACAGAUGGGCUGUGGGAAAUAUUACAUAGACAGGAAGUUGUAAGAAUAGUUGGGGAACAUCUAACUGGUGUCCAUCUUCAGCAGCCUAUUACUGUUGGGGGUUACAAAGUGACAGUUGGUCAGAUGCAUGAAUUGUUAAUGGAGAGAAGAGCUCGUAUUUCAUCUACAUUUGAGGAUCAGAAUUCUGCAACUCAUCUUAUACGGUAUGCAGUAGGUCACAAUGAGUUUGGGGCAAUCGAUCAUGCGCGAUUAUCGAAAAUGCUUAGUCUUCCUGAAGAUCUGGCACGAAUGUACAGAGAUGAUAUAACCGUGACAGUAGUGCAGUUUAAUUCUCAUGUUAUAAAUACACAUUACAAGCAUAAUUCAGAAAACUAAAAUUCAUGCUGGGAAGUGUUCAAAUGCGAAAGGUGGUUGAAGAAUUAUAGAAUGAUAGUACUUUUAGUUUAAGAUUAGGUCAUUAUGACUACUUAGUCUCCAGAACCCAGAUCUGAAUAUUGACAGCUCAAAUUUAAUAAUUUAAAACAAAAGUAAUGGAAGUAAAAUCUAGGUAGGUAUACACUGAUUUGUAAUUUAUUAAACACUUAGCCAUGUAUGAAGUGGAAAUUAGUCUGAAGGCAACCAAGUACAAUGCAAUUCAAAUUGAAGUCAUGUCUGUAGCGUGAAAGAGAUACUGUAACAUUAUACUGACUGUAAAUAUAUUGCUACCCACACUGCAUAAAAAUUGGUAUGGAGAGUAGAAAUGGAGGAGUUAAAGUUUGUGCUUGUUUUGUAUUUCAGAUGCUUUGCUUUGUUGAUUUGAAUUUAAGUAUAAAUACAGGAUGGCUCAAAACAGUCACUUUGAAGUUUUAAACUUUUAGAAAUAAUUGUUGAUGCCAUCUUAAGUUGUUUCUUUAAGAAUUCAGUCAAAUAGCUUUCGGUAGGUCUAUCAAAGACAACCAUUUUUCUUGUAAGAAAAUUUAUAAUAUCCACUGAAAUGCUUGUUGGAAGGUUUGUGUGAUUUUAACUUUAUAAAUACAUAUUAGAAAAAAAAUUGUCCUUUCAAACUCAUAUCCAAAGGUUUAUCCUGAGCUUACAGUUAAGAGAAGAGGGUUUCUAAAUAUUGCUUUAUGUACUGUAAUUUUUGUUUCCUUGGCAUGCACAGGAUAUUUUAGUUAUUAAAUAUUUAGCUGUUGGAAUAUUUAUUAUAAAGCUACUGAAAUGUAUUUAAAAAGUUUUUUUUUGUUUUGAGGAAAUAAUUAUGAAAACAAACUGCAGCAAAGCUGCAACCCUGUUUUCAGUAGAUGUAUUUGGUACACAUGUUUGCAUCUUGUUGCAUGAGUUGCUCUGGAUUAAAUCUAAUUAUCUAUUUCUUAUGGAAAAGACCUUAAGGACUGCAUGAUUGGACCUUUCUUUGCCAUAGCUAUUGUUACAAAUAACAAGUGGAAAAAAAAAAAUUAUUUAUGUAGUAACCCCACUAAAAUGUAAUGGUCUCUCUGUGGACUGACCUUCCCAACCUGGCUUCACAUUGUCUAGCGUUGAAUUUGAAUGCACGUGAUACAUGACCACUUCGCGCAUCUGUGGCUUAUUGAGAAAAUAAAAUUUUUCAAUGAUUGGCAAGUUUAGGAUAAGGGAGCGUGUUUUAACACUUAGAACCAGUGUAGGAGAAUUCGAAAUAAAUUUUUCACAAAGAGCAACGGAAGUGUUUUGGAACACUUCUACAAAUAUUAAUUGGUGCUCACUUGUUGAUUUGUAAAUAUGAAUUUGAUAGCUUUGUAAAGCAGUGCUAAUGGUGAAAUUGGUUAUGUUAUGUUGUUUGUUAUUAUUUUGAGAAAUUAUUGAACAUUAAUUAAUAAAACUGUAGUAUUGCAGUGCUAACAAGGCAAAUCAAUCAAAAUUCACUCACAGAUUACAUAGAUAGUGAUGACGAUUCAUCCCAGUGAACUAACAUACCUACACACAGUUAACCUGGCAUCUUUCCAUUAGUGUUCUCUCAUCAAAACAAUUGGUUCUUAAGCAAAUCACAAAGUUUGCUUUUGCUAUUGCAUGCCAAUUUCACACUGGUUUUUCACACUGUUGACCUGUCUCUCUGAUUUCCCUCCAACGAACUCACUUUCAAGGCAAAAUAAAUCAUUAAUUCCACUCCCUCCCUCAUGUCAUCUUCUGUCUAUUAUAAUAUAGUUCAGUAUUCUGUUUGCUAUUAUGUUUAGCCUUUUGCUACAGAGAAACCUCAGUGCUGGGCAGAGCUGUGUAAUCAAGAAAAGAGAAGACAGCAGCUUCCAUCACUCCCAGUGGAAGGUAACGAAAAGACCAUCGGAUCUGAGCUGUCGCCAGCAAUGGCCUGUAUUCACAAUGCCAGACGACACACAGCACUCAGAUCCAUUCCUCAUUGCUGGCCUCCACUUCCCCAAUGUCAGUCUUUUCAGACUACUGUGCCUUUACACCGAGCAUUUUGUUGCCUCAGAAGUGCCAACAGAGGGCAGGGAUUCACGCCAGGUUUCUAGCACAGCAGCUAUAAUGAUUCCUUUUAACAUCUGUUCUGAUAGGUGUUCCACAAGUGCACCCCUCCUAAAGAAUUAAAACACAGAUUUCUUUGUUUCUUUAUGAAUUUGCCAGCAGUUAAUUUGAGAAAAGUGAACCAUUCUCUUCUAACUACGAUCAUCAUGAAUUGCAGGUAUUAGCGUAUUGUCUUAAAAAACUAAUUUCAAAUUGAACUGCAACAAAAUAAUUCCUGUAAAAGCUCCACCGAUAUUGAUUAUGCAGCAAUGUAUCAUUCACAGAAGACAAUAUUCAUUGACUAGCUCGUGACUGAAGUCAUGAGCUGCUAUAGUACUGUGGAGAUACGGGACUGCUGCUGCUGGAAUCUGGAGCGACGCACAAACCACUGGAGGAACUCAACAGAUCAUAUAGCAUCUACAUUGGGAAAUGGACAGUCAAUAUUUUGGGUUGAGACCCUUCAUCUGGACAGCAAAUGUGACUUGUUUUUACCCAGAUUCCAUUCCAUCAUUUUAGUCUGCCAUCAAUAAUGAUUUAUCUUGUAAGAAUAUUGAAUGAAUGAAAA